Hypanus sabinus (Atlantic stingray) is the source of this 2980-nucleotide messenger RNA. Its product is annotated as NACHT, LRR and PYD domains-containing protein 3-like. Gene Ontology annotation, cellular component: cytoplasm. The record is from RefSeq and is a predicted model, not a curated record. Gene Ontology annotation, molecular function: protein binding. The coding region runs from base 1 to 2919 and encodes 972 amino acids. Lineage: Eukaryota; Metazoa; Chordata; Chondrichthyes; Myliobatiformes; Dasyatidae. The transcript is spliced from 8 exons.
AUGUUGAACCGUUUGGAUCUGUUUUCAGCAGAAACUCCGCUCCCUGAUCCGAGGAAUGUCUGCGUGUCGGAAUCCGUCCUGCGGACGGGCAGCAGCUUGCACACAGAAAGUCGCGCUGUGAGUCUCACAGAACAGCAGCACCGGCUCCUCGCCCGGUUGUCUGGUGGAAAAUUAAAUCCGGUACAGAAAGUACUCAAGAGGCUUUUACCAGGUAACUCAACGAGGGAAGAUGAUCGGGACACGGGGAGCAAGGUUCCAAAGCAGGGUCAGAUUGAGAGCAAUGUCCCAAUGGAAUGCGGUCCGGCCGCAGAGGAGGAGGAGCAAAUUCAGCCCAGAGACAGUGACGUCAGAGACACUGAGCAGGACCCUGGAACCGGAACCAGUGAGGCGACUGCCUGUCAGCCCAGAGACAGUGACGUCAGAGACACUGAUCAGGACCCUGGAACCGGCACAAGUGAGGCGACUGCCUGUCAGCUCGGAAACUCAUUAAACACGGAAUUGUCAAGUGCCCAACAGGGAGUGGAGUUUACAAUCUCCGACCUCCUGGCAGAGGGGGGCGAGUAUCGACUGUACCAACUGACCAAGUUCUACAGGGACAGACUCAAACAUGCAAUUGAAGAGAAAGUUGAACGACUCGGUUGGAUGUUGACAAAGGAUGGACAUUUCAGUGGAGAAGAAAAUGAGAAAGUCACUGAACUGACGGAGAAGGGAAACCGGACAGAGAGUUCCAGACUCUUCCUCAGUUUGGUAAAUGGCAAAGGCUCCCGGGCCCGGAGGGCGAUGUGGGAAUCCUUUGUGAUUUGGAGGACUGAGUUACCGAAGUUGGACAGGAUACUGAGGGAGAUACAGGAGCUCGGUCCUGACCCAGAGGAAUACAUGAACAUUGCACAAGGGUUGUCUGAGUUACCCACUGAACUGACAGAUGUUCAACAGAAACACAAGGAGACUCUGCGGGCACAAACUGGAACACUGAGAGUGAACACGAUCCUGAUGAGGGAGAAGGUGAAGGUUUUCCAGCUGGUUGAUCGAUACACAAAGCUCACGGUCAUUUCUACUCUUCGAGUUCGGAGAUUGGUGGAACAUGAGCUGCUGGCAAGAGGCAGAGACCACGAGGAGUGGAGAGAGGAACAUCUCCGCAGAGAGCUGGAAAAAAUCCGGACUGAUCAGUUGUUCCAGAGCAGCUUUUCCCGGAGUAAAUCCAAAUCUGGGAGUUCGGCAGCAGUGGCCGGAGUCCCAGGGAUCGGGAAAACCACAAUGGUACAAAAGAUUGUUUAUGAUUGGGCCACGGGAAAAAUUUACCAACAGUUCCAGUUCGUCUUCAGUUUCAAGUUCCGAGAUUUAAACACGAUCAAUUGUACAAUCAAUCUCUCGAACCUGGUGCUGUGUUUCUAUCCUUACCUUGGGAAUGUCCUGAAAUCACUGUGGAAGAACCCAGAGGGAAUGCUGUUUAUAUUUGAUGGCUUGGAUGAAUUCAACGACACAAUUGAUUUUGCUGACAGCCGGAGAAACAUAGACCCUCAGGCCUCAUGCACAGAUCCUGAAUUCCGGUGCAAGGUGUCUGACAUUGUGUACAGUUUAAUCCAGGGCAAGCUGCUCCCAGGGUGUUCAGUGCUGGUGACCACACGCCCCUCUGUGUUACAUUUAUUGGAAAAAGCGAAGAUCGGUGUCCGGGCUGAAAUCCUGGGAUUUGUUGGUGAGGAACGGAAGGAAUAUUUCAUCAAACAUUUUGAAGAUCAGAUGGUGGCAGCAGCUCUUUUCAAACACGUGCAGGAGAAUGAGAUCCUGUACACUAUGAGCUACAACCCCUCCUACUGCUGGAUCCUCGCUCUGGCACUGGGCCCCUUCUUCACACAAAGAGUCAGGGACCCGCAGAGAGUUCCCAAGACCAUCACCCAACUGUACUCCUACUAUAUUUACAAUAUCCUAAAAAAUCACGGCCGUGAGAUUGAGAGACCCCGUGAUGUGUUUCUCAGGGUGGGUCAGAUGGCCUACAGAGGAGUGUCCGAGAAGAAGAUUGUGUUUGCAGACGGAGAUUUGAUCAAGUUCAAUCUGCAGCCUUCCCAGUUCCUGUCCGGGUUCCUGAUGGAGCUUUUGGAGAGAGAGGAUUCUGCCCACAGUGUGGUGUACACAUUCCCACACCUCACCAUCCAAGAGUUUGUAGCUGCAGUCGCACAAUUCCUGACUGUACAUCCCCAGGAUAUCCUGAAAUUCCUCAAUGAAGCCCACAAGACAACAGAUGGGCGAUUUGAGGUCUUUCUCCGAUUUGUUGCUGGUCUCUCCAACCCAAUGACAGCUCGGGGCCUGGAGGAGUUUCUGGGUCCAUUUCCUCAUCAAACAACCUGCCGGGUGAUUGACUGGGUGAAGGAGGAGGUUAAACGCCAGAGUGGAAACACGGGUGACAUUGGGAGAAGGAGACUCCUGAACACAUUGCACUACCUGUUUGAGUCUCAGAAUCGUGGACUGGCUCAGGCCGCACUGGGAUCUCUGAAAACACUUUCAUUCAGUGGAAUGACACUGACCCCGGUUGACUGUACAGUUCUGUCUCAUGCCAUCGGACUCUGUGAUACUAUAAAUGAUCUCAACCUGGAGCGCUGCCACAUUCAGUGUGAAGGAAUCCAGCGGCUGGGACCCGGGCUGAGCAAGUGCCAGGAGUUGAGACUCGGGGAGAAUGACCUGGGAGAUUCAGGAGUGAAACUGGUGUCUGCGGCUCUGGGGAACCCGGAGUGUAAAAUACAGAAACUGUGGCUGUGGGAUGUCGGUCUCACAGAUUCUGGUGCCGAGGAUCUCGUCUCCGCUCUCAGUACAAACCCAUCACUGAUGGAUCUGGACCUGAGUGGUAAUAAACUGGGGGAUUCAGGAGUGAAACUGGUGUCUGCGGCUCUGAGGAACUCGGAGUGUAAAAUAGAGAAACUGAGGUAAGUACCAGACUGUGGGAGAUUGUGUUUACAGUCACUGGGUGUCUGACACUGAACAUUAAUGU